AGAGCAAGACCAGUCUUCGUGAAGAAGAAGACAGGGGAGUGGAAAGUCUGCAUAGACUACAGAGAAGUCAACAAAUGCUUGGCCCUAGACGCGUACUCAAUCCCUAACUUAUGGGAACAGGUACAGCAGGCCGCAGGACAUAAGUACUACACAUGCCUGGACA
Gregarina niphandrodes is the source of this 163-nucleotide messenger RNA. Its product is annotated as putative polyprotein. The record is from RefSeq and is a predicted model, not a curated record. Lineage: Eukaryota; Apicomplexa; Conoidasida; Eugregarinorida; Gregarinidae. The transcript has a single exon. The annotation marks the transcript as partial.